GAGCAAAGAAAAUCUAUCUUGCGUGCAAUUAAAAGCGGAAGUAUAGCAUUCUCCGAAUAUGCUAAUGGUCAAAGCCCCGGAAUGUCACUUGUUCUCCAAAAGCCAUUCUCACGAGGAUCAGUCCUAAUCAGCUCGACAGAUCCAUUUGCCGACCCUGUCGUCGACUUUGGUGUAUAUACGAAUCCGGUUGACGUCGAAAUUGUCGUGGACAUGUUCAAAUCCUGGCGUAAACUUCUGACAAUGCCAUCCUGGGUGACAUUAGGAGCAACAGAAACGUCCCCAGGCAAUAAUGUAACGACCAAUGACGAAAUACUCGCUUAUAUCAGGUCGACCACGCUUCCAACCAUUGCACACGCUUGCGGUACUGCUGCUAUGUUGCCAAGGCAUCUCGGAGGGGUGGUAGAUCCCGAGUUAAAGGUAUACGGAGUGAAUAAUUUGCGCAUCGUGGACGCCUCUAUCAUGCCUAUCGUCCCUUCUUCGCCAUUGACAUCGACAGUAUAUGCUGUUUCGGAAAAGGUUGCAGAUAUCAUCAAAGCACCGUCUAUAUUCUCAUGGAGAGUGUAUAAGAGCCGAGAAGAGUGCGUGAUAGUCAACAGAAUUGGUGAAGGAGAGCCGGGCAACCUUGCGCCCGCCUAUACGACAAGCGGAGCUUCGAAUAUAUACAAACAGAUUGCGCCUGGGGACGGUCGAAGAGUCCCAAAGCCAAGGGUCAUUCAGGCUCCCGCAUAUGGGGCACAUCUCGUAGGAAGAGAUGUAGAAUUACAGGAAAAGUAUGACUUUGUAAUUGUUGGAGGUGGUACUUCUGGCUUGGUCGUUGCGAACCGCUUGACCGAGGGGUCGAACAUGGAGAGCUCGACCAAGGAGAAGAAUCCGUAUACAUUCCAUUCUUAG
Molecule: messenger RNA, 891 nt
Organism: Acaulospora colombiana
Lineage: Eukaryota; Fungi; Glomeromycota; Glomeromycetes; Diversisporales; Acaulosporaceae
Source: the annotation of a GenBank genome assembly